CGACGAUUCAUAACUCGUCUCUCAUCUCCCGGACUUUUCCCAACUUUCCCCUACCGGUACUACUCAGGGUACUACUUGGACUCUAGAUCUACGCUACCACGCCUGCUGGUGGGUCUGGACUCUGGAGUGUCCGGAAAAGAGUUAGUUAUUCGAGUAUUCCGCUGUAGGGAAGGCAGCCUACAUAUCGCUCCUCCCAACACUUCGCCCUUCGAACAACAAUGUCCGCCAGUGCGUCGAUUUUCGAGGCGGACCAAACGCUUCGCCGCCGGCGGCCGUCUGGCGACGAAAGCGCCGGUGCGACGACCUCCUCUUUGCGCUCCAUUCGUUCAAAUACGACACCUCGCACCCGGGUGUCGAGGAGAGCGAGGCCGGCUCAGGCUGGACCCAUAAUAUCUAUCUGGGACGUGGCCACCAUAGGACUUCUGUUUUUCUAUCUAUACCUGGCGCCAUAUACGAAGGUGGAAGAGUCGUUCAACCUACAAGCCGCCUACGACCUGAUCGAGCACGGGCCCCAGAACCCGCAGAUCUUUGACAACCUCGCAUACCCUGGAGUUGUGCCGCGGACUUUUGUCGGUCCUCUCGUCAUUUACUGCCUAACGUAUCCCUUGAAGCUGCUAUCUAUGCCUUUAUUCACAUGGCAGUACAUUGUCCGCGGCGUAUUGGGCCUCGCUGUUGGCAUCUCGCUUGCGCGUAUCCGUCGCGCGGUUCAUAAUGACUUUGGGCCCGUUGCCGCCAACUGGUAUGGGGCGUUCACGGCGGCACAGUUUCAUCUGACAUUUUGGGGAACACGGACUCUUCCGAAUACAUUCGCAUUCGUUCUGGUGAACUCGGCAUUUGCGCUCUGGAUCGGGUCACCACGGACGAUGCCCACUGACAUUGAGGAAGAAAGCUUUGGAGAACCAUAUGCGUUGAAAAUGACGGCGCUACUCGUGUUCACAUCAGCAGUGUUUCGAUGUGAUGUAGCGUUGCUGACGGCCGCAAUCUUGAUUGGCGAGUUCACCCGCACCCCUUUCGUUCCGGUGAUCAAGCAUGCGAUGAAAACCGGCCAGUUCUCGGUCCUAAUCACAACAGUGGUGGAUUCCUGGUUCUGGCAACAAGUUACGUGGCCGGAACUGUCAGUAUUUCAGUUCAACACCGUCAAAAACGGGUCGGAAGCGUAUGGUGUUAUGCCAUACCAUGCCUAUUUCUCGCGUUUGCUACCCAAAAUGUCUCCAUUGGGCAUUCCCCUUGUCACCUACGCGUUCGGAGUGGAACCGAGAACGAGAAGGUACACCGUACCCGUCGCAGCGUUCGUAGCGCUGUACUCCUUCCUUCCGCACAAGGAAUGGAGGUUCAUCAUCUACGCGCUACCGAUCAUGAACGCAAUGGCAGGGGUGGCCGUCGCACACAUCAGUAGGCCCAGCGCGGACUGGCGAAAAACACGGCGUUCCGCUGUGCUCGCGCUCAAGUUUUAUGUGCUGGCACAUUUCGCUGCGUCGUUCUUCAUGGCUUACGUUUCGUCAUUCAACUACCCUGGUGGGGAGGCGCUGGCCCGCGCAAACCACGAUAUAUACCCGUAUCCCACCGCGGCCUCUGAAAGUCUAAGCGAAGCCGACAGGCCUUACGUUCAUCUUGAUGCACCCACGGCGAUUUCGGGUGCGUCGUUGUUUGGACAGGAUCGGAGGAUCAGAUACUCGAAGAACGAGACGUACUCCACACCAGAGGAAUAUUUCAAGGAAGGGUUCACACAUCUGAUCACCGCCGAUCCACACUUUCACUUGGGCUUGCGGGACGAGCUCAACCAAGAAGCGUGGACACCUGUGGAGGUCAUCUAUGGGUAUGCCGGCCUCGAGAGGUAUCCCGGGGGUCUGACGGCUUGGGCGAAAGAUGUUAUCCACAGGGCUGGCGACGUAUUACGACAAGACAAGCUGACGAGAGCGGCCUUGAUGAUCCUUGACGACGACCCUAUUGUAGCCCAGCCGAAAACGCGGCCACUCUCGGUCUGGGAUGUCCCUGUGAUCCCGGUCAUGAUUCGCUUGGAGCCUAAAUUAUGGAUCUUGGAGAGCAUACGAUAUCCCGUUUUUCCUUGAGCUGAGCCUGUUUCUUCUGUUUCGAUAGACGCUGCACACUUCUCAUUUUUGUUCGUGCUACGACGCUAACUGAGAGUUUGGGCACGCAUGGCCGGCGUUGCGCCUUUACGCUCGUUUAUUGCAAGUAACUGUAUCUAUUGUUCUUCGCCAACAUUGUACAUUAUAUCUAUCGCUAGCGAGCCUUUCGGUGCUCGGGAGCAUGACUUGUCUCAUAAUCGAUAUGCACAAACGCCCGUUCCACAUUCGGCAGCGUUUCGAUCUUAUUCUGUAGCGCUUCUGCGAUGUCGUGCGCUUCGCAUACGAGCAUAUCGGGUG
Messenger RNA from Fimicolochytrium jonesii, 2384 nucleotides. RefSeq names its product Alg9-like mannosyltransferase family-domain-containing protein. Gene Ontology annotation, cellular component: endoplasmic reticulum membrane. The coding region runs from base 219 to 2069 and encodes 616 amino acids. The record is from RefSeq and is a predicted model, not a curated record. Gene Ontology annotation, molecular function: alpha-1,6-mannosyltransferase activity. Gene Ontology annotation, biological process: protein N-linked glycosylation. The transcript has a single exon. Lineage: Eukaryota; Fungi; Chytridiomycota; Chytridiomycetes; Spizellomycetales; Powellomycetaceae.